Messenger RNA from Folsomia candida, 1563 nucleotides. Its product is annotated as venom serine carboxypeptidase. Lineage: Eukaryota; Metazoa; Arthropoda; Collembola; Entomobryomorpha; Isotomidae. The coding region runs from base 25 to 1545 and encodes 506 amino acids. The transcript has 6 exons. The record is from RefSeq and is a predicted model, not a curated record. Gene Ontology annotation, biological process: proteolysis. Gene Ontology annotation, molecular function: serine-type carboxypeptidase activity.
UAUUUAUAUCACAAUUAUGUAUUUAUGGUCAUUAUGGGAGCCACAGACUUUGUGAGAUUGUUGAAACCUUGCAGUUUGAUUUUACUUUCAUUUUUGAUAUCCGAGGGCAGUGCCAAAGGACAACAUGACCCUUUAAUAAUAACGCCAUACUUGAAGUCUGGACAGGCGGAGAAGGCCAGAGAGCUGUCCAGGGUCAGAAAUCCUCCUUUUCCAACAAAUGUUCCAAGUUACAGCGGCUUCUUCACGAUUGAUGCUGACCAUGACUCCAACAUUUUCUUUUGGUUCUUUCCUCCUCAGAAAUUGUCUUUUAUUGAAUCGACCGAAGCAGUGCCACUUCUCCUCUGGCUAAACGGAGGUCCCGGAUCAUCAUCACAGUUCGGUCUAUUUGUGGAAAAUGGCCCGUUUGUAGUGAAUGAGACAAACAUCCGAUAUGUCAGAACUACAUCUUGGACUAAAGCAGCCGCUGUGUUGUUCCUGGACAGCCCGGUUGGUACCGGUUUCAGCUUUACCAGAGACAAGUAUGCGACAUCCAUUAGUCAAGUGACUGAGGGUUUGUACAUAUCGUUGUGCCAGUUUUUCGAGCUGUUUCCAAACUAUAAACAGGCCAAAUUUUAUAUUACGGGAGAGUCGUUCGCAGGUCAGUAUAUUCCACACUUGGCGAUUCGUGUGUUGGAGCAAGGCAUGAAAUCACCGUUAUCUCAUCCGUCGUGCGAUAUUUCCUUGUCCGGAAUAUCCAUCGGAAACGGUUUCAUCGACCCUGAGAACUCCCUCGACUAUGCAGAGUUCCUUUAUGGUCUUGGCCUAUUAGACGAGAAGGGUCGACUUCUGAGUGAACAGUGGCAGGAGAAAAUUAGAUCCCUCAUUCAAAAAGAGAGAUACACUGAAGCAUUUAAGCUCUAUGAUCAAUACAUCGGAUACUCGGGAUUGAAGGGGAGUCUCAUCUCGAAUCUUACGGGCUCAGAUUUCUACUAUAACGUCUUGAAAGCAAAGAGACCUCCAGAUUAUGACUAUUACACCAAAUUUGUGGAGCAACCAAAAGUACGGGAUGCGCUUCAUGUGGGGUCGCAACAUCACUUUCAAGACGGAGUCCUUGUCAUGAGUAAAAUGGAGGGAGAAAUAAUGAAAUCGUCAAAAACCCAGUUUAGAAAAUUGGUUACAGAAUACACGAACAUUCCAGUCUUGCUUUAUAACGGGCAACUCGAUCUCAUUGUGGCUAAUCGGCUGACGGACUCAUUUCUCGAGGCUUUGAAUUUGGAUGAAAUCGGUCCCUGGUCGACGAGGAAGGCUCUGAAAAUAUCUCUAUCCGAAAUAGUUGGCUACUACAAAACGUGGAAAAAUUUGACCCGGGUUACCGUCCGAAAUUGUGGUCAUAUGGUCCCCUACGAUAAACCGGAAUGGGGAUACUUUCUAAUCACUGCUUUUUUAAAGGGUGAUCUAGGCAUUACUGAGAAUGAUCGUAAUACAGUUACGGGAGCUAAGAAAUUUAUUAUCAAAAAUUCUAUUUAUAGUGCUCGAAAUAAGACAUUCGAAAAAAUUAAAUAUUAAAUUGACAUGACAUAAGUA